AUGCCGAAGUCAACUGCAGCUGAGAAGGCCCCGCCGUCGCUGAAGGUUUUACGGGUGAAAUUGAAGGAAAUUCAAACCAGCUUUUCCGACAUUUGGAUGUUUGUCGACGGGUACAGGGAGGAUUCAACUCAGGGUCAAAUUGAGGUUCGAUUGGGUAAAAUUGAUGACCUGUGGGAAAACUUUUGCGACACUUUAAUUCAGAUCAAAGCGCACGAUGACUUUAAGGAGACCGAUGAUUUAUUUGACAAGGAACGGCAAGACUUAAGCAACCAGUAUUACUUCUGCAAGGCAUUUUUGGUUGAUCGGGCAAGAGAAUUUGCGGUGCCGGAUUCGAUCAAUCACUCUGCUCGAUUGAACGAGUCGUCAGGCCAUAGUGGGAUGGAUCAUGUGCGGUUGCCUCAGAUAAAAUUGCAAACUUUUAAUGGGGACAUCGAAGAUUGGCUUGGAUUUCGAGAUCUGUUUACCUCGUUAAUCCAUUGCAAGCCAGACCUUUGUGAAGUAGAGAAAUUUCACUACUUAAAGGGGUGUCUUGAAGGGGAGCCAAAAACCCUGAUAGACUCGCUUCAAAUAACCCAGGCAAAUUACACGAUAGCAUGGAAUAUUCUUUUAAAACGCUACAAUAAUAGCAAGCAGCUUAAGAAACGUCAGAUACAAGCAUUGUUUUCCCUUCCGCAUCUUGUCAAGGAGUCAAUACCUGAUCUGCACGCUUUACUGGAAGGUUUCGAGAAGAAUGUUCAAAUCCUCGAUCAGGUUGUGCAGCCCGAGAACUACAAGGAGCUUCUCUUGGUCCAUCUUCUCUCAACACGGUUGGAUCCUGUUACGCGUAGGGGGUGGGAGGAGUUAUCUGCUAACAAGGAGGCAGAUACUCUUGAGGAUUUGACGGAGUUCAUAAGACGGCGAAUUGCGGUUCUAGAGGCGCUUCCAUCCAAGGCAUUGGAAUUGAAAGGUGGUUAUCAGCAGACAGCAGGGCAGAAGCAGAAACCAUACGUUCGGUGUAGUGGUCGUCAUCAUUCGCUGGUGUGCUUCCGCUCUGAAAACAACAGUAAUGGUCAGGUUUCAGCAAACGCAUCGAGGAAUGAUUCUCUCUCCGACGAUCAGGAAGCAGAAUCAUCGACACGUGUGGCGAACAUGGCAGCUCCUAUUGGUUCAUCGGUGAAUUCAGCUUCGCAAUUCCGUUCUCGAGUUCUACUAGCGACAGCGGUGGUCAUUAUUGAAGACGAUAUGGGUAAUCAGCUUCCGGCAAGGGCGCUGUUAGAUUCCGGAUCUGAGAGUAAUUUUAUGACUCAACGGCUUAGUCAACGGAUAACGGUUUCUCGAAACAAGGUGGAUGUUUCGAUUCUCGGCAUUGGGCAAGUUGCAACGAAGGUGAAGCAGAAGGUCAGCGCUGUGGUGAAGUCUCGUACAUCUGAAUAUGCUCGUGAACUUAGUUUCUUGGUUUUACACAAGGUUACGGCAACUCUUCCGACAGCAGAUGUCAACACUGGGGGAUGGAAUAUUCCUAAGGGAAUUUCGCUAGCUGAUCCUGCCUUUUUCCAGUCCAACAGCGUGGACCUCGUCUUGGGAAUUGAGUGCUUCUUCGAGUUCUUCGAAACUGGUCGAAGAAUAUCGCUUGGAGCAAAUUUGCCAGCACUCAAUGAAUCAGUCUUCGGAUGGAUCGUAUGUGGAGGUGUUUCUCAACCGGAUAGCUCGCUAAGAGUCAGCUGCAACGUCUCGGCGAACGAGACACUUGAUAUGCUGGUGUCACGGUUUUGGGAAUCCGAAGAGAUUGGAUCAAAGAGGAACUAUUCCCCGGAGGAGAGUCUAUGUGAGGAGAUUUUUGAGCAGACGGUUCAGCGGAGUUCAAGCGGGCGAUACAGUGUUGCUCUGCCUACGAAAAAGGUUGCAGUGUCAAGGCUCGGUGACUCCAGAGACAUCGCUUAUCGGCGGCUCUUGGGUACAGAACGUCGAUUUGCCAGGGAUACAGAACUGAAGCGCCAGUACAUGGAAUUUAUGGAGGAGUAUCAUCAACUUGGGCACAUGCGAAAGGUUCCGGCGGAGGAUAUUGGCAAUUUCAGAAGGUGUUUUCUGCCACAUCAUCCGGUAAUAAAGGAGGCGAGUACGACUACCAAGGUGCGCGUAGUCUUCGAUGCCUCUUGCAAGACAUCUUCGGGAGUAUCGCUCAACGACGUCUUGAUGACCGGGCCGGUUGUACAAGAUGACCUCAGGUCCAUCAUGAUGCGGUGUCGGACGAAGGCGAUUAUGCUGGUGGCAGACGUUGACAAGAUGUUUCGCCAAAUUGAGAUUCAACCCGAAGACAGACCUCUCCAGUGUGUGUUAUGGCGCAACAAUCCGAACGAGGAAGUAGGUGUUUACGAGCUGAACACGGUGACCUACGGAACGAAGCCUGCUCCGUUUUUGGCUACCCGUACUUUGCAACAACUGACGUCAGAUGAGGCAUCUCGUUUUCCCUUGGCGGCGCAAGCGAUGGCAGAUGACACCUACAUGGACGACGUCAUUACCGGAGUGAACAUCCUCGAAGAAGCAGUUGAGCUUAGGAAGCAGUUGGAGCAGAUCACGGAAAGCGGAGGUUUUCGACUACGCAAGUUUGCCUGUAAUCGGUCGGAGGUUCUACAGGGUAUUCCGCAAGACAAUUUAGCGAUUCCUGGGUUCGUAGAUUUGGACCCAGAUCCCUCUGUCAAAACGUUAGGACUGACUUGGUUGCCCGGUUCGGAUACAUUCAUGUUCCAAUUUAAUUUACCAAAAUUCGAAGACCUCAAGUUGACGAAACGCAACGUACUCUCUGUUAUCGCCAUGUUAUUCGACCCCUUAGGGCUGAUUGGAGCCACUAUAACCAUGGCGAAGAUUUACAUGCAGCAGUUGUGGAUUCUUCAAAAUUCGGACGGCAAUAGGCUUGAUUGGGACGAGCAACUACCUUCCACGGUGGGUGAGCGUUGGCGAAAAUUUCACGAGGAGUUGUACUGGCUGAACACCAUUAGAAUCGAUCGCUGUGUUAUUAUCCCCAACCCGAUAGAGCUGGAACUUCAUUGUUUCUCGGAUGCUUCUGAGAAGGCGUUUGGCGGUUGUAUCUAUCUUCGUAGCAGAGACUCGCAUGGUAUAGUUUGGACUAGAUUAGUUUCGUCGAAAUCUAAGGUGGCCCCAUUAAAAUGUCAAUCGAUAGCACGUCUCGAACUCUCUGGAGCAUUAUUGAUUGCAGAACAAUUCGAAAAGGUGAAGGAUUCCUUGAAAAUUUCGGCUAAGGCGUUUUUCUGGACCGAUUCGACGUGCGUUUUGCGGUGGUUGCAAGCGAUUCCGACUGUGUGGACGACGUAUGUGGCAAAUAGGGUGUCUAAAAUUCAAUCCAUCUCUGAGGGAUGCAAAUGGCGUCAUGUACCAGGUAUUCAGAACCCGGCGGACUUGAUUUCGAGAGGAGUUUCACCAGCGAAUAUCGUGGAAAACCAGUUUUGGUGGAAAGGGCCGGCCUGGUUGCAAGAAUCAGAGGAGAGUUGGCCACAAGCACCAGCGUUUUGUGCUCGAGAAGAAGGAGACGAGGAAUUGCGUCGAACUACUGUUGUCGUGGUUGCCUCUGAAACGGAGGAGUUUGUCAAUUCUUAUAUUUCUAAGUUUUCGUCUUAUAUUGACCUCAUUCGUAAAACUGCAUAUUGGCUACGCCUGAAAACCUUUCUUUUAAGCAGACUAAGAAACCCAGAAGCAGAACCAAAUCGAAGUUAUCUCUCGGUGUCGGAAUUGAAUCAUGCGGAAUACGAUCUUAUCUCUCAAAUCCAAAGGAUUGCAUUUGCGGAUGAAUGGAAGGUUUUGGCAGAAGGAAAAUCGGUGUCUAGGAGUUCGCCGAUGCGUUGGUAUAACCCUUUCUUGUCCUCUGAAGGAGUAAUUCGACUUGGCGGUAGACUGAGGAAUUCUGAUGAGCCUCAUGAUGCAAAGUAUCCCGUUGCACUGCCCGCUAGGCACCUCUUUUCGACGUUGCUCAUUAGGUAUCACCACGAGAAGCUGCUACACGCAGGCCCACAGCUUUUGUUAAGUGUCUUGAGACAGCGUUACUGGAUUUUCGGAGGGAGAGAAACCGUAAGGAAUGUAGUUCAUCGUUGUUUGAGAUGUUAUAGAGCCAAGCCAUCUCCAGUCCAGCAGUUCAUGGGCGAUUUACCGGCUUCCAGGGUGACCAUCGCCCCAGCCUUUCGACGAAGCGGUGUGGAUUAUUUCGGCCCCGUUUAUGUCAGACCCGUUCCCCGUCGCCCGGCAGUCAAGGCCUACGUUUGUAUUUUUGUCUGUCUGUGCACAAAGGCUGUUCAUCUGGAACUGGUUUCAGAUUUGACCACUGACCGCUUCAUCCAAGCGUUGCGUAGGUUCGUAGCUCGCAGAGGAAAAUGUGCGGAAAUCCUAUCUGAUAACGGUACGAAUUUCGUUGGUGCCCGUAACAAAAUGAGAGAACUUUUAGAGCUUCUAAGGGAUCGUUCUCAUCGUGACCAAGUAGCAAAGGAGUGUGCGAAUUCCGGAAUACAGUGGAGCUUUAGUCCGCCGAGCGCUCCCCAUUUCGGUGGUCUCUGGGAAGCUGCCGUACGAUCAGCCAAGAAUCAUCUGCUUAGAGUUUUAGGAGAAGAACCGGUAUCACCAGAGGAUUUCAACACGCUAUUAGUCCAGGUGGAAGCGUGUCUAAACUCCCGACCAUUGACACCCUGUUCAGACGACCCUAACGACUUGGACCCCCUAACACCUGCUCAUUUUCUCAUCGGUAGCUCCCUGCAAGAAGUUCCGGAUGAAAAUGUCCUCGAUGUACCUUUUAAUCGACUGAGUAAAUGUCAGCAGGUUCAAAAGCGAUUCCAACAAUUUUGGAAGCGAUGGCGAAGGGAGUAUUUGUGUCAGCUGCAAGCAAGGACCAAGCGGUGGAAGUCCCCAGUUGGUAUCAACGAAGGCAUGCUUGUUGUCCUGAAGGACGAGAACCUCCCACCCCUACAAAUCCUGGAUAUUUCUGGCCGGCAACCCACAAUCGAAAACAACUUCAACAGUUGGUGUCCCAUCUUCGGUUUCUCCAGCUGGUGGUUUUACCUACGACUCGCCGAACACCCAACGAUCAGACCGAAUGACCAAACAACAGACGGUGAUUUCCAUCCCAGCACGGCCCACACGACGAGCAAAAAGGUACCCGAAGACGAUCAUCAGCAAUCAUCGGCAAUCAUCAGCCGGUAUUGUGCAGCGAUCAUCACCCACCGGUUAUUGUUUUUGGUGACUAGAACGGAGAUUGGGAGAGAGCGUAUCACCCAUCGGCCCAUCGGAAAAACAUCGCAUCUUCAAUCUUCGGAGGCAGAUGGCAAAACUCGAAACUCGCACCAGUCGAAUUGA
Molecule: messenger RNA, 5331 nt
Organism: Uranotaenia lowii
Lineage: Eukaryota; Metazoa; Arthropoda; Insecta; Diptera; Culicidae
Exons: 4
Coding region: 1-5331 (1776 amino acids)
Biological process (GO): DNA integration
Molecular function (GO): nucleic acid binding
Source: RefSeq, a predicted model, not a curated record